UGUUGGUAGUCAUGAUUCGCUGAGAAGGGUCGUGGAAAUUAGGGAAUUUCUGGUGUGGCCGAAAGAAGCGGAAGGUUUUUAUUUUUCUUAUCACCGUAGAUGCCUUCCUUUAUUUAAAAGAAGACUGCCAUUAGUUUAUUAAAUAAUGGGGAAUGCUUGGGCAUUGUACUCUGAUCCUGUCGGAACUCCACAUCCUUUGCAGGGACCUUCGUUUGAUCCUCUGUAUGGCUUCCCUAAUGGCAGAAAGGAGAGAGUGAUGAUAGCUACAGAGGAAGAGAUGCAGUCAGCCAAGCUGGCCCUUGUGGACCGGGACUACUGUGCACAUAUGUUGUUAAAGUAUCGGGCCUGCAGAGCAGACAAGGCCCCCUGGUAUUAUCGGUGCGCUCAUGAGAAACACGAGUUCCUGCAGUGCGAAUAUGAAGACUACAUUUUAAGAAUGAAGGAGUAUGAACGUGAACGUCGAUUGCGCCAACGAAAGAGACGCAUUGAUGCAAGAAGGCAGCAGGAAGAAGCUCUGGCUGACUGAGGCAGGCAGUGAUGUUCCGUAGUGUAAUAAUGCCACAUUUUGGUGUGAAGGACUUGCCUUGUUUAAAGUGUAUUUCUUGGGAACUUUGAUUCUGAGAAACUGAAAAUUCAUAACAGUGAAUCUGAACUUGUCCUGGUUGAAUGGUAUGUAACGUCACUUCUGCCGAAGUAUGCUAUGCUGAAAUUGGAUCUUGUACAUAGGAGUAGAUAUUGAAUGGUUUUACUUUAUUUAUGAUGUUUGUUAAUUGUACAGAACCAGUAAAGGUCUGUAAUUGUUUUGAAAUAAACUGUGGACAUUGA
This is a messenger RNA of Cryptotermes secundus, 825 nucleotides long. RefSeq names its product NADH dehydrogenase [ubiquinone] 1 beta subcomplex subunit 7 (gene ND-B18). NCBI's taxonomy places the organism in Eukaryota, Metazoa, Arthropoda, Insecta, Blattodea, Kalotermitidae. The coding region runs from base 146 to 526 and encodes 126 amino acids. Gene Ontology annotation, cellular component: mitochondrion. The transcript is spliced from 3 exons. The record is from RefSeq and is a predicted model, not a curated record.